UCUUUAUAUUUUUCCAUCUCUUUUGUGAAGAUUUCUCUAUAUUCUCUAAUUUUAUUCCUGUCUUCAUUGAACUUUCUGAGUUUUCUUGUAACUCAUUGAGUUCUUUUAUGGUAGCUAUUUUGAUUUCCCUGUCAUUUAGAUUGUAAAUUUCUGUGCCUUCAGGAUUGAUUUCUGGGUGCUUGUCAUUUUCCUUCUGGUCUGGAGUAUUAAUAUACCUCUUCAUACUAUUUGAUGGAGUGGAUUUGCACCUCCACACAGAGAUAGUAUCUGGUCACAGAUUCCACCUGCCACCACUUGGGGGGAGCACAGGAGCUAUCUAUUCUGAGCCCACCAUGAUCCCUAGCAGCUGUGCCUGUCCCUUUGGAAGGUGUGCUGACAGAGUCCAUCUAUGUUUGCCUGCUGGCCACGGCUGCUUUACAAAUGCUAUACUCUCGCAUUCUGGUGGGGGUUCCUUGCCUUGGCCAACUGGCCAAGCUGGUGCACCAGGCGGAGGGAGGAGCCCUUUCUUUUAUAUGUACAAUCUCAGGUUCAUUGCUGUCUUGUCUGCCCUCCUGGGCUGCUCGGUGUGGUGAAUUCACCCCCAUGAUUGCUUAGUCUCCUUGGUGUGGAGCUUUCCCACAGGUUGGGAGGCAUUCCUGGGGAGAACUGCCCCCUUCCCACCUCCUCUUAGAGCUGUGCACAGUCCCACACCCUGGGUCAGUGCUGUUGGGGGAGAAAGAGGAGAUCCUCUUACCUCCCUCCACUUCCUCCCAGAGGGUCCAGCCCCUCCACCUUCAGACAUAUGGCUCCAUGGGUCUCUCAUACAUCUAUUGUUUUGUGUGUAUGUCCUCUGUUGGUUUAUGUGUGUCUUUUUUGUUGUAUCUUAGCAGGAGAGUCUAAGGCAAGAGCUCACUCUGCCAUGAUGCUGAUGUCACUUUUUCUUUAGUUAAAUAUUGUCUUACCUUCUUUCAUUUUCAAUGUAAUAAUCUUUGGAUUUUGUUUGCCAUGCACAGAUGUCAUCUUUUUCUUUCACUCAUUCUUUCUUGUGGAUUUCUCAUCAAAGCAGCUGUGCCCCAGGCCACCUUCCUCACAUCGUCCAUCCUUCUGUCCUGCCUGCCUUCUUGUGCUGUCAGACCCAGCUCCAGGCUCUCUCUCAGCUUUGACACUUUUGAGGAAUACUGAUCAGGUAUUUUGUAGAAUGUCCCUCAGUUUGGGUUUCUCCUUUCUCUUUUCAUGAUUUGAUUGAGGUUCUGCGUUUUUUUGCCAGAAUACCACAGAAGUGAUGUCUUUCUCGAUAUUUCAUAUCAAAGGGCGUAAUGUUGAUGUGUCUUAUUACUGGUGAUGUCAACCUUGACCACCUGCAUAAGGUGGCAUCUGCUGAUUUUCUCCACUGAAAAGUUACUAUUUUUCCCUUUGUAAGUAGUAUCUAUUUGGGGGGAAAUACUUUGAGGCUAUGCAAAUAUCCUAGUUUUCCUCAUACUUUGCCCGCUAAUUUUAGCAACAUUGGUAGUUCUUCCCUGCAACAGUUAUUACUGUAGUUAUUUUUCUAUUUCCUUCAUUCCUUCAGCUUUUAUUAAUUGGAAUUCUGUAAGAAAGAGCUGUUCCCAUUCCCCAUUUACUUGUUUGUUCAAUUAUUUAUUUACAUCAAUAUGGACUCAUGGAUAUUUAUUUUGUUUUAUGGGUGACAGCCCAAUACUAUUGGUUUUUGUUGCUCCAAUUCACUUACUUUUUUACCCAUUUAUAACUUUCAUGGGUUACCCACUCUGUGUCAAGCAUUGUGUUUAGGGUUUUCAGUUACACGUUUAUGUAUGUUUAAUCAUUGAAAUAGUCCUGAAGGAAAAGUGUUAUUAUUCACCUUUUAUAGGUGAUGAAACCAAGUCUUAGAGAAGACAUACACGAGUUUCAGUGGCAGAACCAGAAGUCAAAUCCAGAUCUCCCCUGUUUACUUCAGGACACCAUGGUGGUCUGUACAGGGACUCCGACCUAUACAAGAAAAAAGAGAUAAUUAAGCAGACACCAUUACUGUAUAUAAAAUUCCACAUUCAAAUAUUAUCAAAUUUUAAAUGAGCCCACAGUUUAGCAAAUCAAACCCCAGCAAAUCACAUGCUUCUGCACACCAGCGACUUCACCAACAACUUGCUGUUCAGGCAUCUCUGUGGGCUGGAGCCACACAAAGGAACUCAAAGGAAAGAGGAGCAAAUUCCAUUCUGCAGGAUCCUGACUCAAGUCUAACAAGUGAGGAAGAAGAGGGAAAAGCCACUACAGAAUGAAAAUUCACUCAAGCUAUAGCUAAACUUAGCUCAAUUAUUUUCAUCCCUUUAAUCCUAACAUGUGACAUGUUCUUGGCCAAUGGUAAAAGAAAAAAUGAAUCCCAUGCCUUCCCAGUACAGGCAUUUAACUUCUUGUCAAUUGAUGUAUCUUAGGUUCAUCUGGAACAAAACAUCAAGCAUGAUUGUAUAAGACGACAGAUCUGCAAAUUGAGCCAGGCGGUCUAUGCUAUCAGAACUCAAACCAAUCCACCAAGCCACUAUUGACUUGCCGAAACCAAAAAAUGAGACCAUUGUGAAUAUUAUGUGUGCAUAUAAGUAUGGGUGUGUGUGAGUGUACCCCACACAUUCAACCACUUCCUGAUUCUACACUCAUGUUUGGUACAUUUACAUCCCAGCAGUUAAUGGGGAAAGGCAGUGAAAUACGAGGCAACCCCUAUGUACGUAAUAUUUGGUAAUGCCUAAGGAGGCUGUCCACACAGCAAUUAAAGAGAAAUGAAAGCAAGGACUUAAAAAAUCACUUUCUGAAGUUUCUAAUGAUAACACAAUACAACAGCCACUAACAAGUUGUCAUAUCCAUAUCAAUGCAGAACAGAGGUUCUCAACCCAAAGCUGUUUUGACCCCAAAGGGCCAUUUGCCACAUCUGGAGAGAUGUUUGGUUGUCACAACUAGGGGGCUACUACAGGCAUCUAGUGGGAGGUUGUGACUGGCAUGAGUGGGUAGAGGCCAGGGGUACUGUUAAACGUUCUACAGUCCCCCAGGACAGCCCCCACAACAAAGAAAUAUCUGGUCCAAAAUGCCAAUAGUGCUGAGGUUGAGGAACCCAAUUAUAGAAAUUUGAAAAGAACAAAUGAAGUAUAUUUGUAGACUUGAAGUAGAUUUAUUUAGAAGAGAGCAAUACGUGAAUGUUAAAGUACCUGUAAAAUGUGUAUCUGGCUAUCGCUCAAGAAUGUUGCCCCAGAAAUGUUUCACUUAUGACCUGUGAUGUGUAUGUCAACUUGGCUGAGCCACUGGAUGCCCAGAUAGUUGGUCAAAUAUUAUUCUGGGUGUUUCUGUGAGAGUGUUUUGGGGUGAGAUUAACAUUUAAAUCAGAGGACUUGAGCAAAUCAGAUUGCUGUUCACAAUGUGGCUAGGCCUUAUCUUGUCAGUUGAAAGCCUGAAUAAAACCAAAGGCUGACCCUCCCCCAAGCAAGAGAGAAUUCCACCUUCCAACGGAAACUCCUUCUGCCUGGUGGCCUUCAAACUGAGUCAGCAGCUCUUACUGCUCUACAGCAGCUUUGGGCCUUCAGACUCACGCUGGGACGUCAGCUUUUCAGAUUUCGGACUUGCCAGCCUCCUCUAUAAUCAUUCUAUCUCAGUCACCUGCAGGCCCCAAAUGAAGAGGACGCCCCAGGAUUGCCCGUCCAGACUGCCAGAAAACACUGCCGUGAAGCAGCAGCAGCUGCCGGCCUGCCGGCUACAGCUCUCAGCCACCGGAAUCCUCUCUGGCUUUUUUGCCACAGGAGUGUUCUGCCUUGGCAUGGGUGUCAUCCUUAUAUUGUCUGCCAAGAGCAGCAUGGAAAUAGAGAUUAAUUACACAAAAAUAUGUGCCAGCUGUGCAAAACUGCGGGAAAAUGCCAGGAAUUUCGACAAAGAGUGCACCUGCUCUAUCCCCUUUCACCUUACACAGACAAUGCGGGUCUUGGCUCAUUCCUACCUCAGUAAGGCCUGCACUGGCCAUCCUAUGUCAUGCUACAACCUGUCUGCUCACCCACCCUGCACUCCUGAUCCUGGUGACCUGCUGGAAUUUCAGUUUUUCCAUGGUACUUAUCACCUUCUAAUGUACUAUGGUAAUGUUUAUAUGUACUACAAAUUGUAUGGCUUCUAUCAGAACCUCCAUGGAUAUCUUCUAUCCAGAAGUAAUAGCCAGCUGUUGGGUACAGAUGUAAAGGAUGUUGAAACAUGUGCUCCAUUCAGCAAGUCCCACGAUGGAACCCCCAUUGCUCCAUGUGGUGCUAUUGCCAACAGCCUCUUCAAUGACACCAUUAUUCUUUCAUACAAGCUUAAUUCAUCUGUGCACAUCCAAGUCCCCAUGCUAAGGAGUGGGAUUACGUGGUGGACAGAUAAGUAUAUCAAGUUCCGGAAUCCAAGUUCCAGUAAUCUUUCUAGUGCGUUUGCAGGAACCACUAAGCCCCCAUCCUGGCCUAAGCCUGUCUAUGAGCUGGAUGAAAACGAUCCAGGAAACAACGGCUUCCUUAACGACGACUUCAUCGUGUGGAUGCGGACGGCUGCCUUCCCCACUUUCAAAAAGCUGUACCGUCGACUCAGUCGAACACAGCAUUUUAUUGAAGGUUUGCCCGCUGGUAAUUAUAGUUUCAACGUAAGCUACAACUUUCCAGUAACCAGGUUCCAAGGAGAAAAAUCAGUUGUUCUUUCCACCCUGACAUGGAGUGGAGGCCACAGCCUUUUCUUAGGUCUCGCCUACACAGUGACAGGAGCCAUGACAUGGUUGGCCGCCUUUUCCAUGAUGGCAGUUCACUUGAAGCUGAAAGGAAAACGUUUUUCCCCCGACGAUAAAGUCAAGCUUUAAGAAGAAAAGCAGAAAACACAGAAAUGGACAGUGAAGUAAAGACCCAAGGAUCUCUGAUGAAAGGAGGGGACGGGAGGGGGAGGAGGAGCUGGGGGAGGGGAGGAAAAGGAUAAUGUAUUGAAGUGUCCUCGGAAUGGGGAAGAUAAAUCAUCUUUGAGCUCAAAACCAAGUCUUGGGCCUUCGUUUGAAGCCCUUGUGCCUGAAGUGGGUGAACGCUAGGAGAGUGCCAUCCCGUCACAAGCUGAGAGUAAGGAAGGAAGCCUGGCGCCCCCAGGAUCAAGUGAGUCCUUCUAACCGUCAGUCAGACUCAGACCAUGAGUCUUCACUGGUAGGUUGAAAUUAUUCUAGACUUCCCAGCAAUUGUUGAGCACUGAAUUGAGCAAUUAGGAUGAUUUUUGAAAACUGAUUUAUUCAAUGUUCCCUUCUUUCUAUGGAGUCAAAACCAAGUUCUCUCUGCUAAUAGUAAACCAAGCAAAGGUUAUGGCUGUGCCCUGAGCACCCAAAAUACAGCAAUACAUCAAAAAGAAAGGCCAGAAAGGUCCCUAGAGUUAUCCAUGUAACCAAGAGGGAAGCACUGAAAAUGACUGAUUCCCUUAAAAACUGUCCUCAGCAUUUGAGGGCGCACGACAGCUCUAGGACUUAUAUUGGGAUGGCAUAUUCCAGAAUGCAAAUGAUGACAUGGAUUUAUGAUGCCUGAAUUAUGUGUGUUGAGGGAGCAUCUCAGGGUCCACUGUAAAAGAUCUGAAUUCCUGCUCGAGGUCAGAGGUCAGGUACAGAAGCCUGAAGGAAGCACUCAGCAGCGCUGCCAGGACACCAGGCCCCACAGCCAUGAGUACCAGGGCAGAAUAUUAUACCUUUAAAAAAUACGUGUAUAUUAUUUUAUUUUGUGAUGUAAAGCUUUAGUCUGUGAUGACUCCAGGAGCAGAAUUUUCCUUGUUAAAGAAAAAUACAGCACCAACACGUAUUUGUCUCUUUAGAAGCCAAGAAAGCAUUUUUUUUUUUUUUUUUUUUUAGAACUUAGGUCACUAAGUCACAAGCUGCAAUUGGAAUCACCUGAGAAUUUUGUUUGUUUGGUGAGGAAGAUUGGCCCUGAGCUAACAUCUAUGCCAAUCCUCCUCUAUUUUGUAUGUAGGACGCCACCACAGCAUGGGUUGACAAGUGAUUUGUAGGUCCACACCCAGGAUCUGAACCUACAAACCCUGGGCUGCCGAAGCAGAGCAUGUGAACCCAACCACUACACCACCAGGCCAGCCCCACGAAAGCAUUUCUUUGUUGCAUCUUUCUGUAUUCACCAAACAGUCGAGUACUUUUCCAAAAAAGCAAAAUGGUUUCAAGUACCAGCUCUGAAACCUUGGAUCCUCCCCUUAUCUCGCCUUCCAUCUGUAACCAGUGACCUCUAGUGACCAGGUGUGGAAGGCUGAGUAAUGCCCCAUUACAAACACACUCUUGUCCUGAUCCCCAGAACCUGUGAAUGUUACCUCAUCUGUCAAAGGAGACUUGGCAGAUGUGAUUAAGUCAAGGAUAUGGGUAUGGGGAGAUUAUUCUGGAUUCCCUGAGUGCGCCCAAUGUAACUGCAAGGGCCCUUAGGAGAGAGAGGCAGGCCAUCAGAUGAGUAGGAGAGGUGGCAGUGGGAGCCAGAGGUUGGAGAGAUGCAAGGAAGGGCCCAUGAUCCAAAGAAUGCAGGCGGCCUCUAGAGGCUGAAAAGGACGAGAGACAGAUCCUCCCCUGAAGCCUCCAGGAGCCCUGCUGAGCCUCUGAGGUGAGACUUCUGACCUCCAGAACUGUACAAGACGACACUGAUGCUUUGAGCACUGAGUGUGUGGUGGUUUGUCACAGGAGCACUAGAAUACUCCUACACCAGGAUUGGCAGUGCUCCAGGCAUCUGAGCAAAUGUUGUUUCUCAAGCUUAAGGGACCUGCCCAGGGCAGAGGGCUAGGAAGGAGCCGGGCUCACGUGUGAACAGUCUCGAGAGUCCACACGCCUCAGUUACAGUGCUGAUUGGAAAAAGGCACGAACACACUUGUUACCUCUCAACCCUGUCUGUCAGCUCAUAGGAUGCUGUAUUAGUCGGGGUUCUGCAGAGAAACAGAAGCAGUAGGCUGUGUGUGUAUAAAGAGGUCUAUGGUAAGGAGUUGGCUCACUGGUUGUGAAGGCGUGGCACGUGCACAAUCUGAGGGGGCGGCUAGUGGGAAGGAGUUGCAGCGGACGCCAAAAGGCAGCUGCUGGACAACCGGCUGAGGCCGGAAGUCUGUCGGCUGGAGAAUUCCCUCUUGCCCAGGGGAGGUCAGUCUUUGUUCUAUUCAGGCCAUCAGUUGACUGGAUGAGACCCACCCACAUUAGGGACGACAAUCUGUUUUACUCAGUCUACCUAUUUAAAGGUAAAGCUCAUCCCCAAACAGCCUUACACACACAUCCAGAAUAAUGUUUGACCAAAUAUCUGGGCACCACGGCCCAGUCAAGUUGACACAUAAAAUUGGCCAUACAGAAGGCAUCUGCAUUCACCAAGUAUCCGGACUUUUCCAAAACAGUCCACCUCAUUUCCCCUUCUGCUCGAGUUGGCUCAAUGGAAAGGACAUAUACAAACAUAAAUUUAUCCACAUUCAAGAAAAAUAAGUGGCCGGGAUGUGUGACAGAAUAGGGAGAUGGGUAGCUCCUGGUUCUCCACCGGUGGACAAGCGUGGCGGUUUACCCCGCGAUGCAGUCUGGAGCCGGCCUCCGUGUCCUGGUCGGGCAAGAGCGCUGGUCGCUCACAGCUCGCCCAGCCCACGGUGGUGAGCCCUGCCUUGCGGUUUUCUGCCUCUUCCCACCCCGCUGUCUUGGUCUUCUUCCUCCACUUUUCUAAUUCUGCAUCCUCAUGCUUUUGUAUGCUUUCAUGAAGGCUUGGAAAAACGGGUGCUAUUCUACUCUUUCCCCGGCUCCUGGCAACAGUUCUGGAGAGAGAAAAGGUGAGCGUGAAAUCAAGAGAGACAAAGAAGGAAAAUGAGAAUGAGUGAGAGCUGUGAGUGCGGCUGUGUGGAAACUGCCCUGGGUUUUAGGUGCUUUCAUUUAGGUGUGUAUCCUCGGUGCAGCGAUAAAAUUGGGUAGGAUGACAUCAUGGGUGGAUCAAAGUGUAGAGCUAACCUUUAUUUGAAAUUUGCCAGUUAUGGCCCUACCUCGUGUGACAGAUUCACAGUGCCAAGGAGACCAGAAUGAGCCAGCCGGGGCCCCUGUUCUGGGGGGACUCGUCUCACACGGACCUUUGUGUCCUGCCCACACACUUGCACUUGCCCGCGCGAUUGAGUGUGAACCCCACACUUGCCUUAUGUAGGAUUCUCUCCAUUUGCUUAGGGUCCAUGUGGCCUCCCUGUCUGAAGGGAGAGUGCUCCCUCCAGAGCCCCGAAGUCCACAAUGGGCACAGGGAGGUGUUCGCGUUGGUGAAACCCUCCCGACUUGGACACAGCACGUCAUCCUUCCUGGCUGCCCUAGGGCCUUCCCAAGGAAGGCUGGCUUCAUCUGGUUGGUUUCUUGGUAGACAGAGGCCUUACUAACCAAAUGGUAACAAAAGAACACCAGCUUCAGACAGCUGCUGGUGGUGUUCCUUUGCAGUAUGUCCAGCAGCAUCCCGCAGAGCUGCUGCCUGCCGUUGUCAGCAUCUUUGUCCCUGGAGGUUUGUGAGUGGCAGGCCUGCAGAGCAGGUUUCUCCUGGCUUCUCCCUGGGUGCGACACAGGGGAGCCCACUCCUCCUCUCAGAGCCUGGGAGCCACUCAGGCGCUGCGCCCGGGUCCCUCCAUCAGGACUGGCGCAGCCUUUUUGCUAACUCAGCCUUGGUUUGACAGAGAGAGCGCGGCCCUUGAAGUCUUUACUGCUACUUACCAGGUUUCUAAAAACUGCGUUCUCCUCUCACCUGUUUGCAGUGUAGGUCUUUGGCACUUCUUAGUUAAAUGCAUUUUAGGGUGAGCCCUGGCCCCUUUUUUAUCUCUACUUCUAACCCUGCCCCAUCUCUGCCCUUAAAAAAGCUAUCAGGUAAAAGGAUUAGAGAAGGAGGUGAGAUUAGGAGAUUUGAACUGCAAUGACUCAGCAGGAAGAGGAGCUCAUUUAAGGGAAAAAACCUGUGCUGCGUAGGAUCAGUACAGUGUCCUCAUUGUGAUCCUGAGGUGGUCCAUGACACGAUGCAGAGCCACUCUGACAGAUGAAGGAAGUCCUUGAAGUCUGGGGAGUGAAAUACCAUCUUGUAAGGAAUCUUCCUCUUCUGAGUAGUGUGGAGCACGUGUCCUGCUUCCAGAGCAGAUCCAGGUUCCUUACUCAUUUGCAC
Molecule: messenger RNA, 9107 nt
Organism: Equus caballus (horse)
Lineage: Eukaryota; Metazoa; Chordata; Mammalia; Perissodactyla; Equidae
Gene: CDC50C
Product: transmembrane protein 30C
Cellular component (GO): endoplasmic reticulum; Golgi apparatus; plasma membrane
Source: RefSeq, a predicted model, not a curated record